AUGGCGGAGAGCAAGCGUCAGAACUCAGUGAAGGCGCCGGCACAAAAGCAAGCCGGUAACGCUGCUGGACCAGGAAUGGCGGCAGCAACAGUGCCCUUGGAGGCAGCAUUGAGCGGGGCCAUCGGUGCUCGCGUUCGCAUCACGACUGCUCAGCCGACCCAGUCGAUCCUCGAAGGUACUCUUUUCACAGCGUGUCCAAUCACCAACCUAGUGGCGAUCAACACCGUCCCCGCAAGCAACCCAAGUGAUGCGAAGCAAGCGCAAACCGGAAACUACCAUGUGAUUCCUAUCUCGCGCAUUCAACAAUUCCAGCUUAUCGCCCUCGCCCCACCUUCCAACUCCAAUUCGUCCUCAUUCACAGACGCGCAGCCCACCAUUCAGGCGCUGGAUACCCGUGCGCUUAAGGCCCGUGAGGCAAAGGCAAUCGGCGAGGCCUUCGACCGCGAAGCGCGCCGUGGCAAGGGUGUGACACGUGAAGCCCAAGAGCUGUUCGAUGCUUUCAGCCGCACCAUGCCAGCGCGCUGGAACGGUAAUAACAUCAUUGUAGCUGAUGCUGUGACCAUUGCUGCGCCCUACCAAGUUGACGAUUGUCGCCCAAUUGUAGAGGGCGACACGGCUGCUCUUGCUAGAGUGCGCAAAGUGCUCGAGAUGGAGCGCAAGAAGAUUGAGCUCCGCAACGCCAGUGCUAGCAUCGGCUCUACUAGCACGUUCUCUCGUCAAUCGAACCACUCUGGGGAUCAGCGCAAAGGCGGAUAA
This is a messenger RNA of Penicillium olsonii, 756 nucleotides long. NCBI's taxonomy places the organism in Eukaryota, Fungi, Ascomycota, Eurotiomycetes, Eurotiales, Aspergillaceae. The record is from the annotation of a GenBank genome assembly.